UUUAUCUGAUGUGUCAGGAGUGUUUGACUGAGUGAUAUUCUGCAGAUGUUGAUGUAGAAUAAACAAGCGAUCAGUCUUCUUUUGUGGUUGUACCAUGGUUAUACAAAAAAUGUACAGGCAGGAAGUUACAAUGUAAGUGAGAGCGUUACAAAGUGAUAGAAGGGUAGUUAAGAGGCAAACUGAACAGGAGGAGAUGAGAACUAAUUAAAUUGAAUAAGAGAAGACAGAUAAAGGUAGAUUACGUGGAAUAGUGGAAGAACAAAAUAGACUGGACUGGAUUUAUAUCUAAAAGAAAAAAUACACAAACUGUCAAGAGAGGAAACCAAUUGAACAAACUGAAGAUAUAAAGUAGAGAAGAGAGACCACUUGUGAGAUGAAGAUCAUAACCUAAUGUGACGGAUUCCAGUACAGCCUCUCCACUCACAGGGACCAUGGGGUGCGGCUGCAGUUCUGAGUAUGAAGAUGACUGGAUGGAAAACUUUGACAUUUGUGAGCAUUGCCACCUGCCUCGGGAGAAGUCUACGCUCCUCAAUAAUUAUGAAACACAGGACCCAUUGGUUUCAUACAUGAGCCAAAAUCCUCCAAGAUCCCCGCUGCAUGACAACCAAGUUGUGGCCCUGUACAAAUAUGAGCCAGUCCAUGAUGGAGAUCUUGGAUUUGAAGCUGGAGAGAUAAUGCGUGUACUGGAGACAUUUGGAGAGUGGUGGAAAGCUCAGUCACUUCGGACAGGACAAGUGGGACUUGUACCUUAUAAUUUUGUGGCAGAAGUAAAUGGCUUAGAGACGGAACUAUGGUUCUUUAAAGAUCUUGGUCGUAAAGAUGCAGAGAGGCAGCUUCUAGCACCUGGAAACCAACAAGGUUCUUUCCUUGUACGAGAAAGUGAAACCAAUAAAGGUUCCUACUCACUGUCAGUGAGAGACAUGGAUCAAAAUCAAGGAGAAGUAGUAAAGCAUUACAAGAUUCGUAACCUGGACAGCGGUGGAUUUUACAUUUCUCCGCGGAAAACUUUCCUCAACCUUAAUGACCUGGUGCAACAUUACACACGUAACCUGGAUGGAUUGUGCACUCUCUUGAAAGAGCCAUGCCAAACCCAACGCCCACAAAAACCCUGGUGGGCUGAUGAAUGGGAAAUUCCACGCCACAACCUACAACUGGUUAAGAAGCUUGGGGCUGGACAGUUUGGAGAAGUAUGGAUGGGAUUUUACAAUGGGCACACCAGGGUUGCCAUAAAGAGCCUGAAAACAGGCACAAUGUCCACCUCUGAUUUCCUGGAGGAGGCCAACCUGAUGAAGCAGCUCCAGCACUCAAGGCUGGUCCGUCUACAUGCUGUGGUAACCCAGGAGCCCAUAUAUAUUGUGACUGAGUACAUGGAAAAUGGGAGCUUGGUGGAUUACCUGAAGACCGCUGAAGGGUUUAAACUAACCAUAUAUAAACUUAUAGACAUGUCUGCUCAGGUGGCAGAAGGCAUGGCAUUCUUGGAGCGUAAGAAUUACAUUCAUCGUGACCUGCGAGCAGCAAACAUCCUUGUGUCAGAGUCUCUAUGUUGCAAAAUAGCAGAUUUUGGUCUAGCGCGGUUGAUCCAGAAUGAUACAUACACAGCUAAAGAAGGAGCCAAAUUCCCUAUUAAAUGGACAGCCCCAGAAGCUAUAAAUUAUGGAAAGUUUACCAUCAAAUCAGAUGUGUGGUCAUUUGGUGUUUUGCUAACUGAAAUUGUAACCUACGGACGCAUCCCCUACCCAGGUAUGACUAAUCCUGAAGUAAUAGAUCACCUUGAACGAGGAUAUCGCAUGCCACAGCCAGAAAACUGUCCUAGCGAUCUGUAUGAUUUGAUGCUUCGCUGUUGGAAGGAAACUCCUGAGGAGAGGCCGACAUUUGAUUUCCUCCGCUCCGUGCUGGAAGACUUCUUCACAGCUACAGAAAGCCAGUAUCAGAGCCAACCCUGAGCAAAGCGACCACUGGCAUCAUAAUCACAUAAGUGGACAGAUAUAGUUAGUAGCAAGCACAAGCAUGACGAAACUCAUGAAAUCAAACCUAGAUAUAUUAUUAGAGAUAGGCUGAUAUGAGCACUUCUGAUGCCACAUGGCUAUAGCAAAACAAUGCUUCAUGUAAAACAAGUGUCUGUCUUAUGGCAAUUCCUUUUCUAUAUAUGUUGAAAAAUGCAACUGACAUUCCACUAUGCUGUAAAUAAAGAGGGCUAAGCCCAUACUGACCAUGUUUUCAUGUACUGUCACUUUCAUUUAUUCAACCCUGAAGCCAUCGGAUUCUUCCUUAUCUCAUCCUCGUGGCCACUCAGUAACAAUUGAAAAUAAAAAGGGACACCCCAGCCGGUAUAUGAACUUUAACCCCUUAAUGAUAAUGGCUUGUUUUAUUUUAUGUACCCUUCGAGACAAUGGCUUUAAUUUUCUUCUUUCUUGUUUACUGUACACACAAGUUAUAUAUUGUUUUUUUUUCAGAUGGCAUUAUUUUGAUUGU
Messenger RNA from Spea bombifrons (plains spadefoot toad), 2472 nucleotides. RefSeq names its product LCK proto-oncogene, Src family tyrosine kinase (gene LCK). Gene Ontology annotation, biological process: T cell differentiation; cell surface receptor protein tyrosine kinase signaling pathway; B cell receptor signaling pathway. Gene Ontology annotation, molecular function: ATP binding; signaling receptor binding; non-membrane spanning protein tyrosine kinase activity. Lineage: Eukaryota; Metazoa; Chordata; Amphibia; Anura; Pelobatidae. The record is from RefSeq and is a predicted model, not a curated record. The transcript is spliced from 13 exons. Bases 432 to 1943 code for a protein of 503 amino acids. Gene Ontology annotation, cellular component: extrinsic component of cytoplasmic side of plasma membrane.